AUGUCAGAUAUUCCGAUAAUAUAUAGAUAUCCAUCUUUCACUGCCUGUUUCAAGCACCUAAACUACACGAAAAGAGUGGAACUAUCGAGAUAUUCGGUCCAAGUUCGAAAAGUUCACAGCCGGACCAGAUAUUCAUUGAAUUCCAUUUUCUUCUCUCAAAACUACGGCCCAGUUGACAAUGAAGGAGUCGCCGCCGAAGUCGGUUCAGGACAUUUACGUAUAGAAUCGAUUGAUUAUAAUUUUACUCACAAUGAAACGACUGGACAAGUGACAAUCGAAUGUUCGAUGGCACCAGGGAGACAGCGGUUUUCAAAUGAUAUUACAACUGCUAGACGAUAUUUUCAGUAUUAUUUAACGACGUCGGUUGAGGCGAUUCCGAAUGUUGAAGUCUAUGAAAGCGACAUUCCAUUCCGAGGCCUGGCGUUGCGUAUCCCGUCGUUGAAGUGGACUCUGAAUGGGAUGAGAGAAUUCCCUCUGCUUAUUUUCCCAGCAGAUCACACUUUCGAUAAACUGGAAUUUAUUAAUUAUGGAGUUGUUCUAUUCGGAGAUCAUCAUAUCAGAAAAUGCCGGCAUCUGAUUCUACAGAAACGAGAGAUCCAACCUGAAUUCGAAUUCGGAAAUGAGGAUCGAAACAUCGAAAGUUAUUGCUUAUUAACGAAUGAAAAAAUCGAAGUGUAUAUCGGUCUCAAUUAUGUUGAGAGCUUUGUCAUCCUUUGUACUCGCCUCCUUAAUGCCGCAGUCCACUGUACUGGAUCGUCAUUCACUGGAAUCUUCCGAGUCGCCGCCUUCCAAAAAGAAUAUCUGUGGCACUUGUUGCGCGAAAAACACCAGAAUGUCGUGCUUGGACACCUCAAAGGGAAGGAAUGCUUGGUGUUGCGAUUGACAAACGAAGACAUCAUCGCCGUUUUUGAAGAUUAUUUCAACGAAGACACCGCUCAAAUGGAGAGUUUCACCGUGAUCAAGUUGAAGAGAAUAAUGGAAACUGAUGAGGUCGAGGAACUAACGGAAGGGCUCGAAACUCUAUAA
Molecule: messenger RNA, 1026 nt
Organism: Caenorhabditis remanei
Lineage: Eukaryota; Metazoa; Nematoda; Chromadorea; Rhabditida; Rhabditidae
Exons: 4
Coding region: 1-1026 (341 amino acids)
Source: RefSeq, a predicted model, not a curated record